This is a messenger RNA of Akanthomyces muscarius, 1497 nucleotides long. RefSeq lists its product as uncharacterized. The transcript is spliced from 2 exons. The coding region runs from base 1 to 1497 and encodes 498 amino acids. The record is from RefSeq and is a predicted model, not a curated record. Gene Ontology annotation, molecular function: NADH dehydrogenase activity. Lineage: Eukaryota; Fungi; Ascomycota; Sordariomycetes; Hypocreales; Cordycipitaceae.
AUGAAUCGCCUCAAUGGAAUCACAAGAAUACCCGUACGGGGCGCUGCGGCGUUGAGCAGAACGAGACCAGCCGUGGCAGUCCUCCCAACCUACGUCAGAGCUCUGAGCACCACGGCAGCUUCCCCGACCACAAAACCAGACGGAAGAGAACGAGUUGUGAUCCUGGGUUCCGGCUGGGCCGGCUAUGCCCUUGCCCAGACCAUCAAGCCCUCGAAAGCAUCACGGGUGCUCAUCUCGCCGCGGUCGCACUUUGUCUUUACGCCGCUGCUGGCCUCGACGACAGUCGGCACGCUCGAAUUCCGCGCGAGCAUCGAACCGGUGCGCCGCCUGGGCCUCGACGAGUUCCACCAGGCGUGGGCGUCGGACAUUGACUUUGCCAGCAAGACGAUCCGGCUCGAGGCCAACACGAUGAGCGACACGGCGGGCACCAAGACGUCGACGCUCAAGGGGCCCGUCAAGGGCCCCGAGUUUGACAUAACCUACGACAAGCUCGUCAUCGCCGUCGGCUGCUACAGCCAGACGUUUGGCAUCGAGGGCGUGGCGCAGCACGCCAACUUUCUGCGCGACGUGGGCGACGCGCGCGACAUCCGCCUCAAGGUGCUGACGGCGUUUGAGCGGGCCGACCUGCCGUCGACGACGGACGCGCAGCGCCGCGAGCUGCUCAGCUUCGCCAUCGUCGGCGGCGGGCCGACGGGCAUCGAGUUCGCCGCCGAGCUGCACGACCUGGUGCACGAGGACCUGGCCAAGCUGUACCCGGCGCUGAUGCCGUUUGUGCAGGUGACGGUGUACGACAUUGCGCCCAAGGUGCUGCCCAUGUUCGACCAGGCGCUGGCGACGUACGCCAUGGACCUCUUCCACCGCCAGGGCAUCCAGGUCAAGACGGAGCACUCGCUGCAGGCCAUCCGCCGCGAGGGCGACAUCCUCAAGCUGCGCAUCAAGGGCCAGGCCGACGAGGUCGGCGCGGGCCUGCUCGUCUGGAGCACGGGCCUGACGCAGAACCCGCUCGUGGCGAAGCUCCUGGAGCAGGACAUUCCGGGGCUGGGCAGGAUCGUCAAGGAUGCGCGCUCCGGCGGCAUCACCACGGACGGGCACAUGCGGGUGCUGACGCGGCAGGGCGGCCGAGGCGAGGAUGGCCCGCGCGCGCCGCUGCCCGACGUGUAUGCCAUUGGCGACUGCACCGUACAGGAGGAGCACCGGCUGCCGGCGACGGCGCAGGUCGCGAGCCAGCAGGCGACGUGGCUCGGCAAGCGCAUCAACAAGGGCGACCUGGACGCCGCGGGCGAGGGCUUCAAGUUCCGCGACUGGGGCGCCAUGGCGUACCUCGGCAGCAAGCGCGCCAUCCACCAGAACGGCGCCGACGGCCUCAAGGGCUGGCCGGCGUGGAUCCUCUGGCGCACCGCGUACCUGACCAAGAGCAUGAGCUGGCGGAACAAGCUCAAGAUUCCGGCGCAGUGGCUCAUCACGGCCUUGUUUGGGCGGGACAUUUCACGGUUCUAA